CCCGCCCGAGCCCUGUCAGCUCUAGCAGGGCGGCGGCAGCAUGGAGGGCGAGAGCACGUCGGCAGUGCUCUCUGGCUUUGUGCUGGGCGCGCUUGCCUUCCAGCACCUCAACACCGACUCGGACACGGAAGGUUUUCUCCUUGGGGAAGUGAAAGGUGAAGCGAAGAACAGCAUAACUGAUUCUCAUAUGGAUGAUGUUGAAGUUAUUUAUACAAUUGACAUUCAGAAAUACAUUCCAUGCUAUCAGCUUUUUAGCUUUUAUAAUUCUUCUGGUGAAGUAAAUGAGCAAGCACUGAAGAAAAUAUUAUCAAGUGUCAAAAAGGAUGUGGUUGGUUGGUAUAAAUUCCGACGUCAUUCAGACCAGAUCAUGACAUUCAGAGAGAGACUGCUUCACAAAAACUUACAGCAGCAUCUUUCAAGCCAGGAACUUGUUUUUCUGUUAUUAACACCAAGUAUAAUAACAGAAAGCUGCUCUACUCAUCGGCUGGAGCAUGCCUUAUAUAAACCUCAGAAAGGACUUUUUCAUAGGAUACCUUUAGUGGUGGCCAAUUUGGGCAUGUCUGAACAACUGGGUUAUAAAACUGUAUCUGAUUCCUGCAUGUCCACUGGUUUUAGUCGAGCAGUAAAAACACACAGCUCUGAAUUUUUUAAAGAAGAUGGAUCUUUAAAGGAGGUACAUAAGAUAAAUGAACUGUAUGUUUCUUUACAAGAGGAGUUAAAGAGUAUAUGCAAUAAAGUAGAACACAGUGAGAGAGCAGUAGAGAAACUACUAAAGGAUGUAAACAGAUUAAAACGAGAAAUUAAAAAAAGAAAGCAAGCACAGAUUGAAGCAACACGAGAGAAGAAUGUCCAGAAAGACCCUCAGGAGAACAUUUUUCUUUGUCAAGCUUUACAGACCUUUUUUCCCGAUUGUGAAUUUCUUCAUUCAUGUGUUAUCUCCUUGAAAAAUAGACAUAUUUCUAAAAGUAGUUGUAAUACCAACCACCAUCUCAAUGUGGCAGACAACCUGACCCUAAUGGUGGAAUAUACUGACAUUCCUGAAGCUAGUUCAGCUGGUAGUGCACUGCAAAUGAUUAAGCGUAAAGCUUCAGGUACAGCUGGUGGAUGGCAAUUCAAGAAGUCACGGCUGUUAGAGAUACAGAACCAACCAUCUAAAACAGAUACUGAUAGUAGUAACCAAGAAAAGGCAUCCACAGUGAGCAGCCCAGAAACAGAUGAAGAGAUUGAGAAAAUGAACGGUUCUGGUGAAUAUCCACAGUCUCCUACCUUUUGAUUCUUUUAGGCCGAAAGGAGAUUUUUCAUCAGAUGAAGGGUAAAGCCAAACAUGCCUAUUGUUUUUACUGUGUUCAGCUCUUUGCAGUAACACAUUAGGUAAGUUCUAGUCCAUUUAUUUUAUAAAGUACUUUAAAUUAAGUCAGUUCAGAAUUUGAGUACAGAACAAAGCCUGGUAAUGCAAUAUGUUUGGGAUCAGCAGUUGGUUAGUUAGGCAAAAAGCCCAGUUAAGUGGGACUCAGAUGAUACAUAAAUAAGGUGUCUAUCAGAGAUUUCACUUUAACAUAAAGCAGAAGUGUACAUUCGUCAAACUUGUGUUGUAGGGCCAGGAACUUUUUAACAAAUGUAUUGGAGUUCCUAUGUAAAUCAAACCCAUUACUUACCCUAUAUAAUCCCCAAUUUUAGUUUCUUUAAAGAAAUUUACAAAGCAACCUAAGUACAAAAUGCUACUACGUUUUUCCAUUUUCCAUUCCCAAUCUUAUUUGUCCUAACCACACCUAAUUUGACAACUAUUUUUUUUUAAAAGCUAGUUAUCUUUAUCAAGUCUUCUCAGAGCAUUUACUUGGUUUUCACUGCAACUGUAACUUUCUUCUUAAUGCUCAUAUUCAUCACUACAAAAAUACAACUGAUAAGGUCUGGGAACAAAAUAGCUGACUCUUGGUAAUGUAGAACUCAACAGGUUAAGAGUCAUGGGCUUCCAUGUGAUUUUUAAGGAGGAUGUAAAGCCCCUGUUUAAUCCAGUGAGUUGCUUAAGUGGAGGUUGGUUAAGAGAGCUUUUACUGUUUGUUUUUUCUAUUUGUCCUUUCCAUAACAGAAUUUCCCAUGAAGCAUACACAUCACAUGAAGCCUUCAUGCUUUACUCACUGGGUGAAAUGCUGAACCCACAUGUUGACCACUGCUCUUCUAUCACUUAUUUCCUAAAUGAUAGAGCAAAUUCAGAGCUAGUAUCAAAAACUGUCAUCUUUUAUCUGUGUGUUAACAUGCAUUAGUUACCAUGGGGUGUUUAUGAAGCCCACAUAAUACCAGGGAUGAUUUGUGCAAAUAAUGAGUUGCUGUUGGGAUUGCUUUACUAGUUACAUAAGAAGCACAGGGCAGGAGAGGAAAUGGGGUUCAGUCUGAAUCCUAAUUUUAAAAUAACUAAGUUUGAUGUCCCAACUUUCAGGGUACUCAAUGAAAAGGAGGAAAAGAAUCCUUGUAGGACAUUUUUUUCGCAGUUAAUCUCCAUAUUUUAGCAACCAGUUUGUAUCACUGGAGUAAGAGAAGAUGAUACAACAGAUUGCCUAUGGAUUGGUUUAUUUACAGGACACUACCAGUUCAUGAUAGACUAGUCCAGGAGUAAAUGUUAGGUCCUGUGACAGCACCACUGUUCAUCCCCACGUAACAUCUCUACAGAGGGAAGACCCAUAGUCCUAGCCAGGCAUAAUUAUUUACUUGUUAGAAAAUCUUCCUUAGCAAUUUCAAAUCCACACCCUAUCAUGUGGGAUUUGUACAUUAUAUAAGCAUUCCACUUUCCCGCACUCAUAUCCCUACGAUACUAUUUACAACACAGAAUCUGGGCCUAAACUAAAAUUCCAAUACAAGUCAUCCAUUCCAUGUUUAACAUCUCAUUAUCAGUGGUAUGCUGUAUGAGCUAUUUGGGGGCCAGAUAUAAGUGAAAAUCCCAUAGUACCUUUUUAAAAUUCAUACAUAUGUAAAAUGUAACAAGUAUUUACGUUUUAAAUAAUCUGAUUUACUUAAUGAACAUUCUGAUACGGAGAGGAAACUUCACUCCUGAAACAUUUUUUCCUCAUAUAAUUUCAAAUUAUUAAGAAUCAAAAACAUAAUACUUUAUAGUUUGAUAAGAUUUAGCCUAUCAGUUCUCUACUCAAAGGUUAUUAAAUCUUACAGUUUGAGCCAGUAUUACCAUCACACAACUGUAAAAUAAAUUUAUUGAUGAUAACUUUAUAGAAUUUACUCCCUGUAUUUGAUGUUACAAACUUUAGGGUCUUUGAGAUAUGCAGGAUCCUUGUAUGUAACUGGCAUAAACCCUGUAAAGAGAUAAUGAAAGUUCUUCACAAAAGAUAAUGAGCAAAAUUUUGGUUAGCAUAAUUCAGUUUUUCAAAUGCUCUUACCCAUUACUUGAGCUCUCUUAAUUGCUUUUGUGAUUUCUUUUUGUUUCUUCCCACAAAGACCUAUAAAAGAAAUUGCUUUCUUACUCGUAAAAAAAUGCCAGUAAUCAAAAUGCAUAGUAAUUGUCUAUGUCAUGGAAGGAUUGGAAAACCUGUAAAGAGCCAUAUAGUAACUAUCUUAGGCUUUGUGGGCCAUACAGUCUCUGUCAUAAUUACUCAAUUCUGCUGUUGUAGUUCAGACACUAUGGAAACUAAGCUAUUUACAAAAACAAGUGGCAGAUCCGAUUUGGCCUAUAGGCAAUAGGCCCCUGGUUUAAAUAAUAGCCUGGGGGUGAUUAUAGUAUACUCCCAAACAGCAAAGCAAUUUUUUUAAGCCCAAGUUUUCUACAUGUUGUCAGCCUAUAGUUAACUGAGUAUAAGAAGACAUGCA
Molecule: messenger RNA, 3810 nt
Organism: Kogia breviceps (pygmy sperm whale)
Lineage: Eukaryota; Metazoa; Chordata; Mammalia; Artiodactyla; Physeteridae
Gene: ABRAXAS1
Product: abraxas 1, BRCA1 A complex subunit
Biological process (GO): protein K63-linked deubiquitination; mitotic spindle assembly; attachment of spindle microtubules to kinetochore
Cellular component (GO): nucleus
Molecular function (GO): polyubiquitin modification-dependent protein binding; microtubule binding
Source: RefSeq, a predicted model, not a curated record